CACUGGUUUGCAGCAGCUUUCCUUAAGCUGAAGCCCACUGUACCUCCUUUUGUCUUAGUACUUCGAUUGAGUGUUUGCUCAAUCGUUUGGUCGACUGUCACCUGGGAAAAUCUAUGAUGGAUAGUUCAUUGGACUCCAAAAUCACCAUUGGCAUGCAUGUUGUGUGCUUCUGGAUGGCUUUCUUGCAGUGUCAUCAGCCAAGUAGACUGGAAGAUUUUGUAUGACAUCCUUUACAAGCCAUCAUCGGCAAGUGAUCAAGGAACAAUGUGCUCUAACAUGAAUGUGACCAACAAUGUCAAUGCAAAGACAAAUAAUGUGGAAGAUAACUUCAAUUACUGUAAAGACUUUGUUGACAAUGAAAUAAAUGCUUACAUAGUUGCAGCAACAAUGUCUUACUUUGGCAUGAAGUCAUUACAUGACGAAGUUGUUCCACAUUCUGUAAAAACAGCAUCUACGAAAGAUAAACAACUUUGCUUCUAUAAUCAUGUGAAAACCAUACUUGAGAAAUAUGCGAUGAAGAAACAAUCAGAAGAGUACAGCAAAAUUGUUGAUCAUGUAAACACUUUAAACCAGCCAAAACAAAGAACAGUGUUCCCAUGCAGUGAGUGUGGGAAGACAUAUGUUUAUAAGAAAGCAAGAGAUAGUCAUUUGAAACUCAAACAUGGAGUGGACGUUGCUGAGACAACAGCUGAAUCUCCUAAGCAAGUAGAAGUCAAAGAAGAUUAUGUAUACAAAUAUGCUUGUGUGCGUUUAAGUCUUGGAAUGAUCAUUUUUAAUUUUAAUGAUGCAGUAAAAGAAGGAGAUGGUGCAAGAAUAGUGAGAUGUUGGAAGUACAUGUUGCUGUUGUAUAAAGGUCAUAGCCACACCAAGUAUGCUUUGGCAGCAUUACAACUGAUUGCAAAUACUCAAUCUCUGYUAUCUCCAGAAAAGGCACACAGACUUAUUUGGAAUAGGACUGUGAACAACAAAGGURGAGCUGGUAACAAUAUUUCUAUGGAUCUGAGGAUGGAACGUAUUGUACAUCUCCAUAAAGAAAUGCUGAGUAAUCUUGGUGCAAACCUCAACCAAMCUCCUGCCUUACGCUGCAGCAGAGCAGUUAAACCUGUUGAGGAUUUGCUAUCUUCUAUAGAUGCAGAGUUAACUGUURGAAGACCAUCUGGGAAGCACACUGCGACACGCUCUCAAUCAGACUUUCACGCAAUUGUGAAUGAGUUGAUCGCUAAAGAGAAUCAGCAAAACCUCCWAAAACAAUGUUCCAGGCAUACAAGAUAUCAGUUUACUUUCAAUGGAUAAGUUUGUGGUUGAAUAACAUUGAUAUAUGAACUUUAACUUUGUGCAGCAAAGUAUCAAAGUAAAACUUAUAAAGCUAGGUUUUAGUUAAAUAUGUCAAAUGACAUUUGUGAUAAGUUCAAAAUACUGCAAAGUAUCUUUAAUUUUCUUAGUAAACAUUUGCAAAAUUCCUUUUUUCACUUAGGGCGUAMAAUAAUGGCUAGUAUGUUGCCUUGUUUCUUUCUGGCUCAACAUUACCGGUCAAGAUGACUGGCAAGGCAAAGAUCUGACCAGACAAGUUCCAUUGUUGACCAUUGUCUGAUAUCUAGCCAUUAUCUAAAGCCAUGUGCAAGCAGCUUUUUGAUAAUUGUGGGGAAAAUAUCAGAAAAGAUAUACCAACAUGAAACGAAAGGAAUGCAUAACCAAUAGUUAAUAAUAUUGACGUAUGGUCCCUCCACCUUUAGAGACCUUCGACAUUCGAUCUAACAACAUGAGUGAACAACAUGUUCAAACUAGUACAUUUUCAAAAUAUAAAAACAAAUGUGAAAAAUCCAAUAAACAUUCAAACAUGC
Actinia tenebrosa (Australian red waratah sea anemone) is the source of this 1841-nucleotide messenger RNA. RefSeq lists its product as uncharacterized. The record is from RefSeq and is a predicted model, not a curated record. Lineage: Eukaryota; Metazoa; Cnidaria; Anthozoa; Actiniaria; Actiniidae.